AUGGAGAUACAGAUCCCAUAUUCCAUCAUGUUCACCUUCUUUUGCUUCUUCUUUCGGAUCUGCAAGCUAUCUUCUUCUUCUUCUUCCAAGAAACCCACCAAAACCCUACCUCCGGGGCCAUGGAAAUUACCUCUCAUUGGAAACCUCUACCAACUUGCUGGCUCACUACCUCAUCGUUCUCUCACAAGUCUAGCAAACAAGUACGGGCCCUUCAUGCAUCUUCAACUUGGACAGGUUUCUCAUAUCAUAGUGUCUUCACCUGAAUACGCCAAAGAAAUAAUGAUGACCCAUGAUCAGAUCUUUGCUAACAGGCCCAAAAAUCUUGCCACUGAUAUAUUUUCUUACAAUAGCACAGAUAUUGCAGUUUCCCCAUAUGGAAACUACUGGAGGCAACUUCGAAAGAUUUGUGUUUUGGAACUUUUCUCAUCAAAGAGGGUUCAAGCUUUUAGAAGAAUAAGGGAAGAAGAGGCAUCGACGCAGGUAAGGAACAUCUCUGAACAUGAAGGUUCUGUCAUGAACCUCAGUAAAAAGAUAUUGGAACUCACCAAUUCUAUAGUGGCAAGAGUGGCCUUUGGCAAAAAGACAAAGAAUGUAGAACAUGUCCUGCAAAAUUUGGGGCAGAUGACAAAGUUAAGCUCUGCAUUAUCAAUUUUCGAUUUCUAUCCUUGGCUGAAAUUUAUCAGUGUCAUCACUGGGGCGAGAGCUCGAAUGAUGAAGUUGCACAAAGAUGGAGAUAAAGUGUUCGAUGGCAUCAUCGGAGACCACGAAGAAAAGGAGAAAAAUAAUGUUGGGGAAGCAGAGCUGGAUCUAGUUGAUGUUCUUCUGAGGAUUCAAAAGGAUAAUGACUUUGAGAUACCAUUAUCUCUUGAAAACCUUAAAGCAGUUCUUAAGGUUAGUUUGCGUGCACUUUACCCAUAA
Molecule: messenger RNA, 918 nt
Organism: Neltuma alba
Lineage: Eukaryota; Viridiplantae; Streptophyta; Magnoliopsida; Fabales; Fabaceae
Product: tabersonine 16-hydroxylase 1-like
Exons: 1
Coding region: 1-918 (305 amino acids)
Molecular function (GO): heme binding; iron ion binding; monooxygenase activity
Source: RefSeq, a predicted model, not a curated record